Molecule: messenger RNA, 1242 nt
Organism: Lottia gigantea (owl limpet)
Lineage: Eukaryota; Metazoa; Mollusca; Gastropoda; Lottiidae
Exons: 4
Coding region: 1-1242 (413 amino acids)
Biological process (GO): sensory perception of taste
Cellular component (GO): membrane
Source: RefSeq, a predicted model, not a curated record
AUGGCUGAGAAAGGAAUUAUCCAAGAUGGAAAUAUUAUUUCUACAUCAAGUUUAUUCAAAAUUAACAUCAAAAUUGGGAGACUGGUUUCCUUGUAUGUUCCUGCGUACUCUGAACAUGAACGAUGUCGGUUUCUCACUAGAUUGUUUUGUUGGAUGUAUUUCGUGAUGAUAAAUGUUAUUAUCUGGAUUGUUCCUCUCCGCUUGGUUUUUAUAAUGAAAAGUGAACAAGAAUCGUCACGGAUACUACCAUUACUGGCUGUUUUUACAUUCCACGUUGGCGCAGGAUAUACUUCAACCGCUACCUACCUAACCAGCGGCAAAAGUUUAAAAUUGCUUUGUAAGAGGCUUGAUGGACAUCAAUUAAAAUAUGGUCCCUUUAAAAGGAAUAGAUGUAUUCGGAAAUUCCUCUUUGCUUUCACCAUCAUCGGCUUUGGUAUCUCGUUGGCUGAUGCUGGUAUAUACAGCUUGUUGAUACCAGAGAUAGUUGACCAAGACAAACAGUCAAUGUAUUCACCCCUAAACCUUACAGAUGAUACAGAUGGUGAAUACGCACUAACUCUGGCUUUUCUAUUCUUCAACGAACUCCUCGUACUUUUACAUAUGUAUUCAAUGAUGGGGAUGAUAAUUGCUUUUACUUUUCUCUUUGUCAAAGAAUUUUCCUGUUUGAAUUCAAAUUUAGAAAGAUUAGUAGAAGACACAGUUAACAUGGAGGGAGAGAAGCUGGAGAAUGAGAUUGAAAAUCUACGUUUAGAACAUGCUAGUUUGAUUGACUGUAUGGAGGCAGCCAACUCUGUCGUUAAACACUAUCUCCUUGGUUUAUUUGCCACAUUUAUACCCGUGUCCUGCUUUAUGCUGUAUGGAAUGAUCAGAAACGCUUUGACCAAUAAUGAAAGAUUGUUUAUCAGCUUUAUAACGGCAUCCAAUUUGGUUACUGCUUGCCUCUUCUCCUACAUCGGUGCCAAAUUAAAUUUGAAGGCUCACAAACCGUUGAACGUCUUAUUAAAGAUAAAUCUUACCAAAAUAACACAGAAAACCGAACGCUCAAUCUCUAUGUUUGUUAACAGAGUCAAUGGACCGAGUAUUGGAUAUAACAUUUGUGAUCUGUUUAUCCUGGAUAGCACAGCUAUUUUAGCAAUGCUGGGUACUUUGGUAACUUAUGCCGUGGUCAUGCUGCAGUUUACAGACCAAUCAAAUAACCACAACCUUGUUCAUCUAAAUUCCACAUACAACUACACCUUUUAG